AUGGUGGUGAUUGCCGAAGAAGAUUCAAAUUUAGAAUCGGUACAAUGUGAUAUUUGCGAGAUGGCGUUGAAAGAAAUCAAAAAUAUAGUGAAAAGUGACCACACUGAAGCAGAAAUAGGAAAUAUUGUCCAUGGAAUUUGUGAAAAACUACCUGGAUUUUUCGGAAAAGAAUGCGACAAACUUGUAGAUGAAUAUGGAAAGCAGAUUAUCGAUUCGCUCGUCAACAAAGUAGAUUGUGAAAAACAAAGAUUGUUACACCUGAGUCCAGAACAAGUCUCCGACAUCUACUCCAAACACUACGGCAGUCCCUCUUUUCCCCACUUGGUAGUUUCGUUGAGCAUCUCCCCUCUGUUGGUUUUAUCACUUGCGGGGAAGAACGCCGUGGAAAAAUGGAAAACCAUGAUAGGACCAUAUGGACAGCUUCGCGAAGAGUGGUUUUAUCCGUACAGCGUCCGUACACGAUUUGGAAUCCAACCGGAUAUUCCAGACGUAAUUCAUGCAUCGGAAACCAUUGCAGACGCCAAAUGGGAGAACAGAUAUUUUUAUCCAAGGAGUAUUCUGGAACCAAUUACAGCAGACGAGGCGAAAGUUAAUGAUUACUUGAAAAACUGGGUAUGUCCUACCCUUCAGGAAGGUUUGAUACAAGUAGUGCACAUGAAACCAAUAAAUCCGCUUUUAUUCUUGGCAGAAUGGCUCCUACUAAACAAUCCCUACCAGCCAAAAUUUCCGGAAAGAAUUGCGGUCAGCCCACUUUGAAUAUGUUAAACGAACAAAAUACAUGCUUAUUUUCUAAUU
Messenger RNA from Leptinotarsa decemlineata (Colorado potato beetle), 795 nucleotides. Its product is annotated as nucleoside diphosphate kinase homolog 5. Gene Ontology annotation, biological process: cilium movement; negative regulation of oxidative stress-induced intrinsic apoptotic signaling pathway. Gene Ontology annotation, cellular component: cilium. The record is from RefSeq and is a predicted model, not a curated record. Lineage: Eukaryota; Metazoa; Arthropoda; Insecta; Coleoptera; Chrysomelidae.